Drosophila albomicans is the source of this 839-nucleotide messenger RNA. RefSeq names its product myb-like protein AA. NCBI's taxonomy places the organism in Eukaryota, Metazoa, Arthropoda, Insecta, Diptera, Drosophilidae. The record is from RefSeq and is a predicted model, not a curated record. The transcript has a single exon. Bases 371 to 838 code for a protein of 155 amino acids.
AAAAGAAAUAAAAAGCUAGUGGGAUAGAGGAAUGGAUUGAAAAGAGCAACGACAACAUCGAAAAUCGGAAAAUUGUAGCAGCACCAGCAGCAGCAGCAGAUGUGGACCAAAAUGGCCGAGAUGGCCUCAACGGGUUUCAGUUGGUUGACGCUGGCCUAGAAAGCGCAACCUCAACCUAAACCUCGAUAUAUAACAUGUGCCGCAUGCAUUGAAGUGGACACAGCACAGCACAACACACCACAGCACGAUACUGCGCUGCAAAAAGCAUUACACAACACUACACUAAACACAAAACACAACAACACCGAUACCGACACUAGCAAACAAACACAGACAGACUAAAAGCGAGAGAGAGAGUGUGAACUGAACAAUGGUCAUCCAGUGUACAUGCGAUUGCAACUGCAGUGAUAGAGACACAGCCCGUAGCUCCUGUUUGCCACGCUUGCAGCAGCAACGUGCCACGCCCACGUCGUCGUUAACGCCGACGCCCACAACGCCCCUAAAUGGUGGCAAUGAUAUGGAGAAUCGGUUUCCAUACUAUCGUCGCCUCUCAAAUACCUCAUCAGCGCUCUACGGCAGCUGUCCCCAACUGCAAUUGCCACACCAUCAGCAACAGCAACAUCAACAACAUCAGCAGCAGCAGCAGCAAAAACAACAACAGCAGCCGCUGCCUCAGACCUGCCACAGUCACGGUCUUAGUCUUGGUUUAAGGCAUCAUCAACAGCACAACAACAACAACAACAACAACGACGAGGAGCAGCUGCAGCGGCAAUACUCGAGUCUGGUGCGGCCAGCGAAACACAGAGGCAGCGUGCUGUGCAACAAAUGUGCGCUGUGAC